Fusarium poae is the source of this 573-nucleotide messenger RNA. RefSeq lists its product as uncharacterized. The transcript is spliced from 2 exons. Lineage: Eukaryota; Fungi; Ascomycota; Sordariomycetes; Hypocreales; Nectriaceae. The record is from RefSeq and is a predicted model, not a curated record. Bases 1 to 573 code for a protein of 190 amino acids.
AUGUCCGUCGACGAAUCUCAAAACAACAACGAAGCACUUCUGGCUUCUCACAGAGCACUCUUCCCGCACAUGUCCGACAUGUAUCUCUCCGUACUCACGAAACGCGGCCUUGGUCUCCCUGAUCAAUACCAUCAACCUAACGCCAUGUCUUGGGCAAUAAAUGUUCUCAAGGACCUCGACAGUUCCGAACAUGAUUUUAAUUACGAAGGGCUUUGGGCGGUGAGCGGCACUUUAAGAGGUUGCUCGGAUGAGACUUUCAAAGGAGUUUUGGUGCGAGCCAGAGUAGCUGAACUUUGGGAGCGAGAACGGGACCAUCACUGCUUUCUCAACGGCCUGUGGACCAAGUUUCCGAAGAAAUAUGCCGAUCCGGACUGGUCAGGAAGACUCUCCCCAACUGUGACUUAUUAUACCGAAGCACCUUCUGAAGAUACAGAUGACGACACAGUCACGGACCCAGACGCGUGUACGGACCAAGAUAUUGAUUUGUACGACAUCAUCUCUCCCACACUUGCAAGCACAAAGGAGAUUUCAUCCCCAGAAACGGAAGACGCAUUGAGUAUCGGAAGUGCUUAA